UCCCAGUCUACAUCGAGAACAUCUCCCAUACCUUAUUAUUCGUGUGAAGAUGUUUACAAUCGGGAAACCGGAUCUGCUGUUCACAUCUAGCGCCUCACACGCACAUAGAACAUCUCCCGUUUGACGGGAAUGUUAUCAAUUUACGGUGAAUGUGCCCGUAAGGCGUCCCUUGUGAGGGGAGCAAAUCCCAUCACCACAGCGUGAGGUGCUCUCUCUGAGUAAAUCCCAAUUUUUCUUUGGGUAAACGUUAAUGCUGCAUUCCCCGCAAAACUGCCCUCACAACGUCCCGCAGCACAUCCCCGUCUUGUAUCGGGAACAUCUCCCGACUCCUGAAAGUUGAGAGUGUGAGACAAAGAUACACGAGGCGCGCAGGAGGCAUUGAGGCAAGAGACAAGGGUUUCUUAGGGCAAUGGAGGAGGCGAAGGGAGUGCUGAAGCAUAUACUACUGGCGAAGUUUAAGGAUGACAUACCAUCCGGCAAGAUAGAAAAAGCCAUCAAGGGUUACGCCAAUCUCGUCAAUCUCAUCAAGCCCAUGAAAGCCUUCCACUGGUACUUCUCUCAUCAAGCCCAUGAAAGCCUUCCACUGAACCAUCAGACACAAAGAUGGAGCUGUCUUUCAUCAAGCCUUUUAGUCGGAUCUUUGCCAUGAAAGAGAUGCGCAUAAUUAUGGUGGGUCUUGAUGCUGCGGAUAAGACCACGGGUAAGACCACCAUUUUGUACAAACUCAAGUUGGGAGAGAUAGUCACAACAACUCCAACCAUUGGGUUUAAUGUGGAGACUGUAGAAUAUAAGAACAUUAGCUUCACCGUUUGGGAUGUAGGUAGUCAGGACAAGGUCCGAUCUGGAAGUUGUUUUAAUUGCAGCCUUUGAUGCUAUUUUUCCUUGAAAGAAUGUUGAAACUGGAUUGAGUUUACAACAGUACAUCAUCCGUGUAUUUCUUAAUGCUGCAAAAUUUUCCUUUCAGCAGUACCACAAUUUCGGCUAACCUCUACAAGAGAGAGUCCACAGUGCCAAGAUUAUGUAAUUCCUAUCAUCCAGAUCAUCAUUUAGAUGUUUUGAAGUUGGAUGAUGGAGAAACAACAUGUAGGCUUUGACAUCUUUGAAAUUUGCAAGUUUAAUGGCGUCUAUUCUACUUUUGAA
Messenger RNA from Nelumbo nucifera (sacred lotus), 1140 nucleotides. Its product is annotated as ADP-ribosylation factor-like. Lineage: Eukaryota; Viridiplantae; Streptophyta; Magnoliopsida; Proteales; Nelumbonaceae. Gene Ontology annotation, molecular function: GTP binding; GTPase activity. The record is from RefSeq and is a predicted model, not a curated record.